Molecule: messenger RNA, 2302 nt
Organism: Megalobrama amblycephala (Wuchang bream)
Lineage: Eukaryota; Metazoa; Chordata; Actinopteri; Cypriniformes; Xenocyprididae
Product: complement C1q-like protein 2
Exons: 4
Coding region: 14-757 (247 amino acids)
Molecular function (GO): protein binding
Source: RefSeq, a predicted model, not a curated record
UGUCCCAAUAUUUAUGGACCUGACUGUAGAUGGAGGACUCAAUGAGAAGGAGAUCAGUCAACAGAUCAGCUCUGAGGACGGAAGACAGAAUCCACCUCAAACAGACACUUUGAGAGCUGAAGCUUCAACUGACAGCCAACAAUACUGUGAUCUGGGCAUCCCUGACAUCCAUGCAGCACUGAGAGAACUGACCGCCACCGUUACAGAGCAGAAAGGAAACAUCAGAGCUUUAGAGACGCAACUGAGGGAACAACAGACGUUUAUCCUGGAAGAGAUGAACAAGAAAAAUGAAGAAAUUUCAAAUCUUACUCUGAGUCAAGUGGAGGAGUUGAGAAAGGAAAAUAGAGACAGAGAAAUAGCUUUUUCAGCUUCAAUGCUGGAAUCUGGCAGUGGAUAUAUUGGUCCUUUUACCACUGAAAUCACACUAACCUACAGGAACGUCUUCACAAACAUAGGGAACGCCUACAACCCAAUUACAGGUGUUUUCACAGCCCCACUGAAAGGAGCGUACAUGUUCAGAAUCUCUGUAUAUGGUCAUGGCCCUGUAUCAGGUGGCUCCAUUUAUAAGAAUGGACAGCGUGUGGUUAUGGCAUAUGAUUAUCAGGCUCAGGAUCGGUUAAACUCCUCUAAUGGAGUUGUGUUGAUCCUGGAGGUUGGAGAUGUUGUCUAUGUUAAACUUUGGCAUAACGCAAAGAUAUAUGAUGACCAGUAUAAUCACAGCACAUUCAGUGGUUUCCUACUGUUUCCCUUAAGAUAACAGGAGCUUUGAAGAAUGUGAUUCUAAUAAUUCUGAACCUUCAGUGUAUGACUUAAGAUGAUAAUCAUGAAGAAUCAUUAUCAUAUGAACCUGUAUUAAUGAAAACUAAUAUGUGUUUGAAAUUUGCAGUAGAUUACUGUAUAAAAGUCUGAGCUGUUUAUGUAACAUUGUAUAAAGAGUUUCAGCACUGAGACAGACGGGACAUGAAUAUCACAUGUGACUCAAAAGUAGGGCUGUCACGAUUCCUCGAUUAAAUAUGAGUACUCUAUUUUUUUUUUAAAUCCUUGAUUGCAAUCUACCCGUGUCGACUAAUGUCGAGUUCACACUGCAUGAUUUUCAAACUCAUCAGAUCACUGAUCUUUUCACACUGCACCACUAUCUGGAACAGCAUUCAGUAACUGCUGUGAGCACAUUGCUCCAUGGAUCGGCGACAGGGGGUUACAUAUUACAUGACUUUACAAUAGGAAGAAUUGCAGACUCUGUCUGGUCCGCAAACUACGCUUCACAACCAAACACACGAGCAGUGAUAAGGGAAUAACACAAGGACACGUGUGAGAAUUGUUAUUAAAAAUGUUAGCCUGCAAGAAGCUUGUGAUCCAAAUUGUCUGUGUGCUAACUUGCAUCAAAAAGGAUUAAAAAAAGAAAAAAAAACAUUUAAUUUUUGAAAAAAUGAAAAAAAGAUUAUGGCGGAGGAAAUGUUUGGUGAGACGUGGGUCUGUAACUCCUCCCCCAACUUCCUGCUGCCCUGUAUCUUGCUCUCUCAUUGGCUGUAGGUCAUCGCUGAUGUCAUUUUCAGUCAGAACUCAUUUCACACAUCAGGAUUUUGAAUUGCAGACAAAUCCAGAUAUUUAACAUGCCAAAUAUCUCACGAGCGUCAGCAAUGCAUCAUCAGUUCUCUUAGAACGCGUCUUUGAUCAUUCACACUGCAUGAUUGUCACUCAUGUGAAUGAGCACCGAUUUCCUUCCGAUUUCAGGAAUUUGACGGUGGUUUCGGUAAAUCUCUCAAAGAUUUAUCUGUCGUGUGAAAAUGGGGCCUAAAAUCAUGUGCAUUCCAUGGACGAGAGUCAAUGAACCGCAUUAUUAGACCGUUUCUAAGGCUGUCUCAAGACAAAUUAUUUGUUCACAAUGUACACUCACACUGUUCAUUGUGAUUUUAAUUGUGUAAGAGAGACGUGCCAGUUAAAAAUUUUUGAUAUAUGGUUUUAUGAGCACACACACCUAGUGCAUACAGAAAACCAGCUGUCACUGCGCAUGUCCUAAACUGAAUUACCUGUAGCGUCUUAAUGCGUUGUGUCAAAAUCUCGAGGUUCACAUAAACAAGUUUUGUCUUAAGUGAAUGUAUCUGGGAAAGAAAUCGUGUAUGUUAAUCAGUAUAUUGGAUCAAUGCAUUACUGUAGAUUCAAAUAAAACAAUUCAAAAUAAAUGUUAUUUACGAAGACGGAUGUGUAAUAUAGUGCAAGAAUACUGAUGUAAUAUUGCAACCAUUUUUGUGCAAAAGAUAAACAACUUAAAGGAUUAGUUCACUUUUAAAUAAACUUUUGCUGA